Diutina rugosa is the source of this 1902-nucleotide messenger RNA. RefSeq names its product polyadenylate-binding protein. Bases 1 to 1902 code for a protein of 633 amino acids. Gene Ontology annotation, molecular function: RNA binding. NCBI's taxonomy places the organism in Eukaryota, Fungi, Ascomycota, Pichiomycetes, Serinales, Debaryomycetaceae. The record is from RefSeq and is a predicted model, not a curated record. The transcript has a single exon. Gene Ontology annotation, cellular component: ribonucleoprotein complex.
AUGGCUGACGUUACUCAACAAUUUGAAAAGUUGUCCGUCAAGGACGAAUCCAAGGAUGUCAAGGACACCAAGGAACAAACCGAGUCGCCUGCUGCCGAAGAAUCUUCGUCGGUGAACGACUCGUCGGCGUCGUUGUACGUGGGUGAAUUGAACUUCAACAUCAACGAAGCCACCCUUUACGAAAUCUUCUCCCCCAUCGGUCAAGUUUCGUCGAUCCGGGUGUGCCGUGAUGCCGUGACCAAGAAGUCGUUGGGUUACGCCUACGUCAACUACCACAAGUUCGAAGAUGGUGAAAGAGCUAUUGAAGAGCUCAACUACACCCCCAUCGAAGGCCGUCCCUGCCGGAUCAUGUGGUCGCAACGUGACCCUUCGUCGAGAAGAAACGGUGAAUCGAACAUCUUCAUCAAGAACUUGCACCCCGACAUCGACAACAAGGCUUUGCACGACACCUUCUCGGUGUUCGGUAAGAUCUUGUCGUGCAAGGUCGCCACCGACGACAUGGGCAACUCCAAGUGCUUUGGUUUCGUCCACUACGACACCCCUGAAGCCGCCCAAGCUGCCAUCGAAAACAUUAACGGUAUGUUGUUGAACGACCGUGAAGUGUACGUCGGUAAGCACAUCUCGAAGAAGGACCGUGAAUCGAAGUUUGAAGAAAUGAAGGCUAACUUCACCAACGUCUACGUCAAGAACUUGGACGCUGAAUUCACUCAAGAACAACUUGAGGAAUUGUUCAAGCCCUUCGGUCAAAUCACCUCGGCUCACCUCGAAAAGGACCACGAAACCGGCAAGUCCAAGGGUUUCGGUUUCGUCAACUACGAACAACACGAAUCGGCUAAGAAGGCUGUUGAAGAAUUGAACGACAAGGAAAUCAACGGUCAAAAGAUCUACGUCGGUCGUGCCCAGAAGAAGAGAGAAAGAAUGGAAGAGCUCAAGAAGCAAUACGAGCUGACCAGACUCGAAAAGUUGUCGAAGUACCAAGGUGUCAACUUGUUCAUCAAGAACCUUGACGACUCGAUCGACUCGGAAAAGCUCGAAGAAGAAUUCAAGCCUUUCGGUACCAUCACCUCGGCCAAGGUCAUGGUUGACGACACCGGCAAGUCCAAGGGUUUCGGUUUCGUGUGCUUCUCGUCUCCUGAAGAAGCUACUAAGGCUAUCACCGAAAUGAACCAAAGAAUGGUUCUCGGCAAGCCUUUGUACGUCGCUCUUGCCCAACGCAAGGACGUCAGACGUUCGCAACUCGAACAACAGAUCGCUGCCCGUAACCAAAUGCGCAUGCAAUCGGCUGCUGCCACCGGUGCUUUGCCCGGUCAAUUCGGCAUGCCCCCCGCCAUGUUCUACGGCCAAGGUGGCUUCUUCCCUGGUGGCCCCCGUGGCAACCAAGGUCCCCAAGGCGGCCAACCUCCCUUCCCUCCUCAAAUGAUGAUGGGUCAACAAGGUGGCCGUGGCGGUAGACCUCAAGGCCAACCCGGUCAAUUCGACCCCGCCCAACAAGGCUGGGGCCCCCGUGGUGCUCCCGUUGGCCCUAACGGUCAACCCAUGCCCUACAUGAUGCCUGGCUACCCCCCUCAAGGCAUGCAACAAGGUCCCCGUGGCUACUACGGCCCCGGCGGUAACCGUGGCGGCAAGAACCAAGGCCAACAACGUCCCCGUGACUUGGCUGCCGUGAUUGCCAACUUGUUGCCCGACCAACAAAAGCGUGUCUUGGGUGAAGAAUUGUACCCCAAGAUCGUUGCCACCGGCAGAGCCCAAGAGCCCGAAGCCGCCGGUAAGAUCACCGGUAUGAUGUUGGACUUGGACAACCAAGAAAUCUUGGCGUUGUUGGAAGACGAAGAGUUGUUCAACAACCACUUCGAAGACGCUUUGACCGCUUUCGAAGAAUACAAGAAGUCCAACGCCGAGUAA